AUGGGAUGCAACCACUUACGCACUACCGCAUAUCACCCAGCUUCUAAUGGUUUGGUGGAACGUUUCCAUAGACAGUUGAAGGCAGCUUUAACAGCCAGCGCUACAUCCUGGUACGAAGCCUUACCUAUCAUACUGCUCAGUAUACGCAACACAAGCAAGGAAGACAUCGGCUGCUCUCCUGCCGAGCUUACCUUCGGUACAACGCUUCGACUUCCUGGUGAGAUGAUCGUCGAUUCCAGAAUCACCGGUGAAUCUGAUCCCACUUCCUAUGUCGCCCGGCUUAAACAUCAUAUGAGUCAGCUCCAGCCAACGCCGACGAGAAGGACAUCACGCAUACCUCAAGUUCAUAAGGAUUUACGUUCAUGCCCCUUCGUAUUCGUUCGCGUUGAUGCUGUUCGCAAGCCCCUGCAACCGCCUUAUGAAGGGCCAUUCAAAGUGAUUUCGCGACAUGACAAGUAUUACGUGGUCGAUCGUAACGGAACGCCUGAUUCUGUCAGUCUCGAUCGUUUGAAAGUUGCCUACCUGGAUGAUUGUUCCAGCUCCACUCCGGUUUUCUCACACUCAUCCUCCUCCGCUACUGAUCCUCGUACCGAAUGUACUCGUAUGCAUCCAACGACAACUACGCCUACAGACUCUACCUGUUUACCACAACCCCCUACAACACACACUCGUUCUGGUAGGACUAACAAAACUCCUGUGCGUUUCCGCGACUACACACAAUAAUACUAUCGAGCGUUUUCUCUCUUUCCAACGCUCUAGGGGGGGGGAGUUCUGUAGCGCUUGUAAAUUUACUUAUCUUUCCUUGUACAUCCCUUUCCUAUUACAACCCAUUCUUGUACAUUAACCUUGUACACUUGUUUUGAUUGAUAAAUAACACACUUUUUG
This is a messenger RNA of Dicrocoelium dendriticum, 885 nucleotides long. Lineage: Eukaryota; Metazoa; Platyhelminthes; Trematoda; Plagiorchiida; Dicrocoeliidae. The record is from the annotation of a GenBank genome assembly.